AUGACGCCGAGGACAGGAUCAUGUGCCAUCGCAAACAUCCCACCGGAGAUUUUACUUACGAUAAUGGACCAUCUCCCAAUGCCUUUCCGCCUUUCCCUGGCUCUUACCUGCAAGGGCUUUUACAAUACUUUCCGAAUUCUAACAUCAAACAAACCCGACGAAAUGGAAACUUCGUCAAUGUUGUACAUCUUGCAGAGAGAUAUACCCAACGUAUAUUUCUGUUUUAGGUGCCACAAGUUGUGUCCUCUAAACCAAGAUCGGAACUGGGAGGGCCAAAAUGACCAUGGAUGCGGCAAGUCGGGCUUGUUUGGCGACUGGGACUUGGUCCACAAACAUAUUCCCCAGAAGCAGAUUCCAUUGCUCUGGCAUCCCGUUCUCAAAGAAGCACACCUUAACUUCAUGGAAGCAUACUUGGUAAUGGACAGACACUUUUAUGGCGAGUCUCAUGGACUUCCCCUUUCGACACUCGAGCGACACUCAAAGUUCGAAAAGUUCAUCAUAUUGAACAGGACUACGAUCAAUGAUCGAAACGACUGGAAUGAUGACCUGAGAGUGGCUUUGAAGGUGUCAAAAGCCUGCAAACAGACUGUAUUCGAUGUCAGACCACAGGGAUCCAAAGCAAAGGCUUUUCAAGCCCCCUGGAGGUUUUCCUUUGACUCCAUCCCAAAGAUUAUCGACAAUGAGCUCUACAUCGCUAGAACUCACACAGUUGAAGGGCCAAUGGUGGGCUGGGAGCACUUGGCGAGACUCUUGGAGAGCAUUCACCUGCCUAUUUGCCGCCACAUGAAGUGCAUUACGGAAACGUACUCAUAUUGCCAUAUUAUCAUCAGCCGAAGCCACAACAAUCGGAGUAUCUGCCAAAAAGACUGGAACCAUGAUCACCAUUUCCAGCAAAGCGGUUCAUGUCAGUACUGCUACACCGAUUAUGAUAUCUCGCUUCAAAGAGAUAACGACAAGAAAGAGUGGAGGUUGAAGAUCUGCACAUAUCACUACCUCGGAGCCUGUCGCUCCCCAGCCGACCUCCUUUGGGACUAUCUUGUUCGAGAUGUGUGUGGGCCACUGAAUCCUUUAUACUGGGAAAUGAAGCAUCGGCAUCUGGAUAUGGAUCUUGGGAAAGCGCGGCGGAGAUGGCAUGAGGGCGAUGAGGGAGACUCUUCCUAG
Messenger RNA from Trichoderma harzianum CBS 226.95, 1161 nucleotides. RefSeq lists its product as hypothetical. The coding region runs from base 1 to 1161 and encodes 386 amino acids. The record is from RefSeq and is a predicted model, not a curated record. Gene Ontology annotation, molecular function: protein binding. NCBI's taxonomy places the organism in Eukaryota, Fungi, Ascomycota, Sordariomycetes, Hypocreales, Hypocreaceae. The transcript has a single exon.